Molecule: messenger RNA, 2842 nt
Organism: Esox lucius (northern pike)
Lineage: Eukaryota; Metazoa; Chordata; Actinopteri; Esociformes; Esocidae
Gene: sike1
Product: suppressor of IKBKE 1
Exons: 5
Coding region: 307-948 (213 amino acids)
Source: RefSeq, a predicted model, not a curated record
GGUUUUAAUUACGAAAACAGUAAAAAAAAAAAUCCUGGUCAGGGAGUUUGUUUGAUUAUUUGGUGUUAGUUUUUAACAAAAUACUUGAUCCGACUCAUGUUUGCCUAUGUGUAUUAGCAAAGCAAGUAUUUAAUCUUUCCACAAAUCUGUGGUAGCCAAUAAGUUACGCUACAUGUAGCUAUCUAGUUCACUUGGUACUUCUGCGCUACACUAGCUAGUUAGGCAAGAUUGGCUAUUUGUUGCUAGUUAAAAGUUAGGUUGCUAAUAUCGUGUUUGUUCAGUUUGCAAUCAAUCAAAUACGCGGCUAUGGCGUGCACACUGGAAAAGGUUAUUGGCGAUGCUAGGACACUACUUGAGCGUCUCAAAGAGCACGACACGGCCGCGGAAGGACUAAUCGAGCAGUCAGGAGCUCUUAGCCAGAGGGUUCAAGGCAUGAGGGAGGUUGGGAAUGCCCUUCCAGACAAGUAUAUGGAGGAAAGUUCUGAGAUGCUGGAGUUGUCAAAACACAAGCCUCACAUCCUGCUAACCCAAGAGAAUACCCAAAUAAAGGAGCUGCAGCAAGAAAACAGAGAACUGUGGCUUUCUUUGGAGGAGCACCAGUAUGCGCUUGAGUUGAUCAUGGGUAGAUACCGCAAGCAAAUGCUACAGCUUAUGAUGGAAAAGAAGGAGCUGGACACAAAGCCAGUUCUUAGCCUUCAUGAGGACCAUGCUAAGGAAGUGCAAAGCCAACUGAAGCGGAUAUGUGAGAUGGGUCAGGUGAUGAGAAGAGCUGUUCAGGUGGAUGACCAGCAUUACUGCUCUGUGCGAGAGAGGCUAGCACAGCUAGAGAUUGAAAACAAGGAGCUUCGAGAUUUACUGACCAUUAGUAAGAGUUCUGUGAGGCCACAGAAGCAAGAUUCCAGCCAACAAGCAACAGAGGAAACAGCCCAACCAGGAACCUAUCAGUGAUGUCCAUAGAGAGUGGGGAAGAACCGUCACCCCCAGGACCACUAGAAAGGGUUGACUACACCUCAGGUCAACCCUUUCUUUUAAGACAAAGUCCAUUAUUUGUGGUGUUCUUUGCCAUUUAAUAAAUACAGUAUCUCCAAGGCUGCGCUUAAAAAGCACAUCUCUCCCUGCUGACUGGUACAAUGCUUCAGAUCUUUUUAUAUCAAGUCUAGUUCAGAGCUGGAUGUGAUUGAUGCAAUCACUGAAAAAAUAUCAGAAUAGGUACUUCCUGCUGCCCAAUGAACCAAUGUAAAGGAGAUCUCAGCAACAGUCUUAAAAUAGCAGGUAAACUUUUGUAUGGGCCAAAGACAAUCCCAUUUGCUUUUUAUGCCAUGAUCUUUACAUUUUCAUAGUGAGUCUGUUUUGCCCUGGCCCUGAUUGUUUUCACAACUGUUCAGUCACACUUGCUUCUAGCAGAUUAUCAAUGUGUAUUUGUAUGUUAUGUGCCACUUAAGGACUAUUUGAUACAUUUCUAUUGGUCACACAGACAUUAAAACAGAUGUUCUCACGUGUAGCAAAAUGCUUGUACCUCAGCUCCUUCAUGCAGUCACUUAAAUAAAAUGGAAAAAAUAAAGUCCACAUAAGUACAAUUACAAAUUUUGAAAUACAAAUAGAUAUAUAAUCAAGUAAACAGGAGAUGGUCACUAAAGAAUUAAUUGGUCAUGUAAAAUUAGGGUUUUCAUAUUCUCGUCAUGCACACCUUAUCCUCUGUUUUUCAAAUAUUUUUAUGGACAUAGAGAACAGUACAAGAACUCUAACAUAUGCCCUGAAAACAAAGCUGCAUUUGUAGCCACUGGGAGCCAAAUUUGUAAUGGAAUUCAGGGCCGCAGUGUCUGACAAAACCAUGAUUUUUGUAACGUUUGUGGUCAGUAUUCAGUUAAUACAUUUAGACUUUGCGGUCAUAUAUUGUGGUCUGUUGUUGCACACUCAAAGCCAUGGCUGCUAGACUGAUUUUCAAAUAAUUCAUCACAUUUUGCAAAUGUUUACAAUUACAUUUGUGCUGGUCAACUCUAUUUUUCAAUCUUGUACUGCAGUGUGAGCACAUUGUAUUGAUGGAAUUAUCUGACCCAUUGUAUUGGAUAUGGCAGUGCCGAGGUAACAAGCCACAGCUUUCAGUGUACAGCUACGGACACCAAGGAGAAUUCUGGAGAAGGUAGAUUCAUAAAGGCAGAUUUCUCUCCUCAACACAGACCAAAAGAUAUUGCCUGAGAUUAUGGCCAGUAGGUUUAGUACUUAAGUGGGCAAACUAAUCCACUAGGAUUAAACUGGCUUCAUACUGAACUGUAACUCGUAUUCGGUUUUAUUUUUUUUAAUUUCUCAUCAAUUUAAUGCACUCACCUAGGUUACCUAAUGCCGAACUUGCUACUAAUAUUUCUUGAUAUGGAAAAGACAGCCUUCCAUGAAGCUGGUAGACCAGCAUAGAAAACAUGUUAUAAAAACAUUUUUGCUGCUUAAUGUUGUAAAUCAAAUCAAUGGAUAUAACAUAUUCUAGAGAAGGCUGUCGAUUCCUUACUACAUCAUGUAAUUAUUACAAUAAUUAGCAAUUGUCCAAAUGGUUAAUAUUGUUAGUAUUAACUGCUGAAUGGUAGGGUUGGGAAUUGUCUGGGACCUCACCAUGUGAUAUUAGCCUAAGCCUAUAUGUGAUGUUUUUGUUUAGCGGUAAUUUGACUCAAUAUUGUGAUAUAUUGUGGUGCAGUAUUCAUUUUACUAUAUAAUUUGUUUUUUCAUUGACAGUCAUACACAAGGACAAACAUUAGCCACACCAUAAUAUAUAAAAAGAUUAAUCAACUGCUUUUAUUUAAAACUUUCAUUUCUGCAUAUUAACCGAACAUUGAACACAUUUGACGCCAGAAAU